GUGUUAAGAAAUUUGUGGCACAAAACGUUAACGGUAACUGUUUGAAGGCAUGCCACCAAAGCGUAGACGCAGAUUUCAUGGACUCUAUUACCAUUCAUCGCCGCCGAAGGUCAUGCCGAUGAAUGGACAGGCGGCGGGCCAGAAUGGACGCAAGCGACGAGACAAUGACGAUUUCUCGGUGAAGCUAUCGACCAUUCGCAUCUGGAUGCACGAAAAGGAUAUUGGCAAGCUGACGCGCAUUUUGUGGGCGGGCCAGGGACAGCGCCUCUGUCAGCAGGCAAGCAAUAAUGGGCGUGUCAAGCGAUUUCUAGCCGCCGUGCCGCACGUCAUGAAUGCCACGAAGGAUCUGCAUCAGGCGGUGAUCGAUAACAAUUUGGAGACGCUGCAAAUGCAGCUGGAGCCGCCUGUGCCGCCAGCUCUGGUUACGGCCAAGGAUAGCAACGGUCUAAAUGUCAUACAUAAGGCCGCUGGCCUGGGUCAUACCAAGAUAUUGGAAUAUCUAGUCGGCCUGUGGCCAGACGGCGCACACGAGAUCGAUAUAACGGGCAAGACGCCGUUGCACUGGGCGGCCAGUGCCAAGAACAAUAUGCGCUGCUAUACGCUGCUCACACAGGCCGGCUGCGAUGAGGAGGCACAGGAUUAUAAAAUGAAGACUCCGUCAUACUAUCGCCAUAAGCCGCACGAAAUCGAACGAGCUUUUUUGGUCUAUGUGCCGGAGGCGCCGCGCAUCUCCCCGGAUAGCGUCACCGAUUGGGAGGCGCUGAGCGAUGAUAACGAUAGCAAUGCUGGCGGUGACGCCAGUCGCAGCAGCAGCAAGCAGAAAUUGGGCGUUAAGCCGGCAGUCGUGGAGAACGGUCGUAAAUCGUUGGACGACAGCGCUGAGAACACCUCCGAACUGGACACGAAUGAUGGUACCAGCGCCAUUGAGGAUGAUGAUUUAUCCAAGGCGGAUGCGGAUGUGGAUGGCGUUGCCGACGCAGAAGUCGAUGCGACUGCCGAUGCGAAUGCGGAUGCGAAUGCAUUGCCGCCGGCUCCACAGCGUCGACCGGAAACCCCGGCAGCUUUUGUAACGGCCAAUGGCAACGACACAGCCGGCGACACCGAAAGCGAAGCUGAGAAUAUUGCAAGAGCUGUAAGCGCUGAAGAAGCUGAGGAAGAUGCUGUUAAAGUUGAGCCAGAUGAGACGCAAGCAGCGAUGGAUGGGGCUGAGGAUGAGGUCGGUGUUGAGCCGAUUGAGAAUGGAAUUAUGGCUGAUGCUGUGAGUGCUGAGAGUGAGCAAAAUGCAACUGAAAAGACUGAAGCGAUUGAGAAUGAACACGAGGCGGAAAUGGAAAUUGAAAAGGAAGCGGAAGCGGAAAUAGAGCAAGAACCAGUGGAGACAGCAACAGCAACUGAAACCGAAACAGAAACUGCAGAAGAAGCACACGAAGAGAAGAAUGAUGAAGAGCAAACAAUCCCAGCUGCUGCUCCUGCUGAGGAGGAGGAUGUGGAGGAGGACGACGAUGAGGUACAGAUUGGCUUGCUUUAAAUGCCAAUUCAUGUGCAGUCAGCAAUUGUUUGAACGAUUCGAUGUUUUUGUGUGACGUUUGCUCAGACGUUUUUCCUUUUCUUUAUUUUCAAAUUGUGAACUGUACAAAAAUAACCAACAAAAAAAAAAAACAAAACAAAAAACUUAAUUCAGCUGCUGGCACACAUUUUAAACCACAUAUAUAUAUAUAUGUAAAACUUGAUUCUGUACAACAAAAAUAAC
Molecule: messenger RNA, 1750 nt
Organism: Drosophila hydei
Lineage: Eukaryota; Metazoa; Arthropoda; Insecta; Diptera; Drosophilidae
Product: serine-aspartate repeat-containing protein I
Exons: 8
Coding region: 50-1528 (492 amino acids)
Molecular function (GO): protein binding
Source: RefSeq, a predicted model, not a curated record